ACGUGUUGAGCUUCCUGGGCGCCUGGCAAUAGGCUCAGGACCAUGGCGGUGAAGGAAGCUCCCUGGCGGCGCCUGGCAGGGUUGUCCUUCGGGAUGUACACGGCCGAGGAGAUUCGCAUCGUUUUUUUUUCAAUUCCUGAAAAAUUUGUUCAGAAAUUAUUCCUUCUGAUUCGAGGUUCCUGUCUGAACUGCUGCCAUCUGACGUGUCCUCGCGCUGUGAUUCAUUUGCUGUUUAACCAGCUGAAGCUUCUGGAGGUAGGGCUGAUUCAAGCAGCCCAUGAUCUGGAAGCAGUACUGAGCAGGUUUUUAGAAGAUAAUCCAGACGGUGACUUUGAAGAGGCAUUACGCUUGCAUGUAGAAGAAGUGCUCCACAAUAACCAGUUUAGAGAUCAAGGUGCACCUGUAAAAACAGUAUGUGAAUGUAGAAGUAAACUUAUCUCCCAGUUUUGGAAAUCACACAUGAGUUCAAAGAAAUGUCCAAAUUGCAAAGCUGGAAGAUCACUUGUCCGAAAAGAACAUAAUAGCAAACUCACUGUGACAAACUGUAGUGUCAUAAUCCAGAAAUCGGGCAAAAAGAAAAUAGUGGAAGAAGCAGCAAUUGUAGAUGAAACCCACCUGGGAAAGCGAGGCUAUUUGACACCUAUGACUGCCAAGCAACAUGUUGAAGCUUUAUGGAAAAAUGAUGGAUUUCUCUUGUCUAAGCUUUUCUCCGGUAUGACUAUCGCUGGUGAUUCAAGUUUCAAUCCUGAUAUGUUCUUCCUCGACCAGGUUGUUGUUCCUCCCGCGAGGUACCGCCCUGUGAGUUGUGUGAGGGACCAGAUGUUUGCAAAUGGUCAGACUGUGAACUUGCAAGCUGUCAUGAAGGAUGCUCAGCUGACCCGGAAAGUUCUGGCUAUUAUUGCUCAAGAAGAGUGUCAGAUGGAAGACCUCAAGAAGGAAAUGGAACAGACCUCAGAACCUCUGGACCGCAGCUUUCUACAAACCAUCCCAGGACAGACUAUUGCAGAUAAGCUUUACACCAUCUGGAUUCGUCUGCAGAGCCGUGUAAAUAUUGUGUUUGACAGUGACAUGGAUAAGGUGAUAACAGAGAAAUACCCUGGCGUGCGUCAGUUUCUGGAGAAAAAGGAUGGGUUGUUCCGUAAGCAUAUGAUGGGAAAGCGUGUGGAUUAUGCUGCUCGGUCUGUCAUUUGCCCUGAUAUGUACAUUCGAACCAAUGAAAUAGGCAUUCCUAUGGUGUUUGCUACCAAACUGACCUAUCCUCAGCCUGUAACUCCCUGGAAUGUCCAGGAGUUGAGGCAGGCUGUUAUAAAUGGUCCCAAUCAGCAUCCUGGUGCUUCCAUGAUCAUCAAUGAAGAUGGUUCUCGCACAAUAUUGAGCGCAGCCAAUGAGACUCAAAGGGAAGCCAUAGCAAAGCAACUCCUGACUCCUUCAACUGGGACACCAAAACCAGGAAUAAAAAUUGUCUGCAGGCACAUUAAAAACGGAGAUGUCCUUCUGCUGAACCGGCAGCCCACCCUUCACAGGCCCUCCAUCCAAGCCCAUCGAGCAAGGAUCCUCCCUGGAGAGAAGGUUCUGAGGCUCCACUACGCCAAUUGCAAAGCCUACAAUGCUGAUUUUGAUGGUGAUGAAAUGAAUGCGCACUUCCCUCAGAAUGAACUGGGCCGAGCCGAAGCUUAUAUAUUGGCCUGUACCGAUGAACAGUACCUUGUCCCUAAGGAUGGGACCCCGUUGGCAGGUUUGAUCCAAGAUCACAUGGUUUCUGGUACCAGCAUGACUACAAGGGGCUGCUUCUUCACUCGUGAGCAAUAUGCAGAACUCGUGUAUCAAGGGCUGACAGACAAAAAGGGGAAAGUGAAACUCCUCCCUCCUUCCAUUUUAAAACCACGACGUUUGUGGACUGGAAAGCAGGUUGUUUCUACAUUGUUAAUAAAUGUAAUCCCAGAGGAUCACAUUCCACUGAAUUUAUCUGGAAAAGCUAAGAUUGGUGCAAAAGCCUGGAUCAAGCAGUCCUCCCACAGAAAUUACAGAACAAAUGUUGACUUUAUGUGUGAAUCUGAGGUUAUCAUUCGAAAUGGGGAGUUGCUUUGUGGGGUCUUGGAUAAAGCUCAGUACGGGAGCUCUGCCUAUGGUUUAGUCCACUGCUGCCAUGAGGUUUAUGGUGGGGAGACUGGCGGAAAGGUCCUGACAGCGCUGGCUCGGCUCUUCACUGCCUACUUGCAGUUCUACAAGGGUUUUACAAUGGGAGUAGAAGAUAUUUUGGUCAAACACCAUGCAGAUCGCAAGAGGUGCAAGAUCAUUAAAGAAAGUGGCCACUGUGGUACAAAGGCUAUUCAAGAUGCAUUUAAUUUGCCCCAUACUGCAUCGGAGGAGGAGCUCCGAAGCAAAUGGCAAGAUGCACAUCUUCACAAAGACCAAAGAGAUUUUAACAUGGUUGAUCUGAAAUUCAAAGAAGUUGUCAACCUUUGCAGCAAUGACAUUAACAAGGUGUGUAUGCCUCUUGGACUUCACCGGAGUUUUCCAGAGAAUAACUUGCAGUUGAUGGUGCAAUCAGGAGCCAAAGGCUCUACUGUGAAUACUAUGCAGAUAUCCUGCUUGCUGGGCCAGAUUGAGUUAGAAGGUCGAAGGCCUCCCUUGAUGCCAUCUGGAAAAUCGUUGCCGUGUUUCCAGCCUUAUGAUUUUUCCCCCAAAUCAGGGGGGUUUGUGGCAAGUCGAUUUCUCACUGGUAUCAAACCUCCAGAAUUCUUCUUCCAUUGUAUGGCCGGUAGAGAGGGUCUAGUGGAUACGGCUGUUAAAACCAGCAGAUCAGGAUACCUUCAAAGGUGUAUCAUAAAACAUUUGGAAGGUCUGAUCGUCCAUUAUGACCUGACUGUGCGAGACAGCGAUGGCAGCAUAGUUCAGUUUCUCUACGGAGAAGAUGGGUUAGAUAUCCCCAAGACACAGUUCUUACAACCCAAGCAGUUUCCUUUCAUUGCAGAAAACCACAAGGUGAUAGAGAAAUCCAAGCAUUUUGAUGAAAUUCUGUCAAGAAUGGACCCUGAGCAAACAAAUGGACACUUCAGAUGCAUCAAGAGAUGGCAAGCCAAGCAUCAGAUGCCAUUGCAAAGAGAAGGGGGCUUUCUGCAGUUCUGUCGGAAAAAGUCGGCUGGUAUAAGAGCACAGAUCCCUACAGGAGACCAUGUAUACGGCCGAGAUCCUGCAACUCUACAGUUGUUGAAGAUGUGGUAUGAACUCAAUGAGAAGAGUCGGGGGAAGUAUCUGAAAAAGACAACAAAAUGCCCUGAUCCUUGCCUUUCCGUCUGGCGACCAGACAUCCAUUUUGGCUCUGUAUCAGAAACAUUUGAAAAUAAAGUAGAGAAUUUUACUGGAGAGUGGGACACCCAGAAUGACCACAGCUGCGGCAGAUCUGAACUUUCUUCUCAGAGUUUGAGGACCUUGCUGCAUUUAAAGUGGCAACAAUCGCUCUGUGAUCCAGGAGAAGCCGUGGGUCUCCUUGCAGCCCAAAGUAUUGGGGAACCCUCCACACAGAUGACUCUGAACACAUUUCACUUUGCUGGAAGAGGAGAAAUGAAUGUCACACUUGGUAUCCCCAGGUUGAGGGAGGUCCUGAUGGUGGCCAGUGGUAAUAUUAAAACACCAAUGAUGAGCGUCCCUGUACUGAAUACUGUGAAAGCUCACAAGAGGGCAAAACGGCUCAAGAAACAGCUUACAAGAGUGUACUUAGGGGAGGUAUUAGAAAAGAUUGACACCAAAGAGUCUCUGCGUUUGGAGGAAAUGCAAAGCAAGCACCGUCUCUACACCAUCAGAUUUAGUUUUCUACCAUAUGAAUGCUACCAGGAAGAGAAAUAUGUGAAGUCAAGUGACAUUUUGCUCUUUAUGGAGUCACGAUUCUUUAAAACAUUGCUGGAAACAAUUAAAAAGAAAUCUUCAAAGUUGGCAUUAUACAACACUGUCAGCACUCGAAGAGCAGUUCAGAGAGACGUAGAAGGUGGUGUGGGAAAUGAUGCCUCCCAGGAAAACCAGGAUGACAAUGAAGCAGAACCUGAGGGAGAAGAAAGAGUUCCAGAUGGUGAAACAGGCGAAGAGGAUGCAGAUGCAGCAGAUGCAAAAAGAAAAGCUAACCAGGAAGAGGAGGUGGAUUAUGAGAGUGAUGAUGAUAAUGAGGCAGAGGAUGAGGACAUUCCAGAAGAAGAAGAGAACGAACUGAAUCCAGAGGCGUCUGAAAGUCAGGAUGAGCCUUCAGCUCCUUCCUCUUGUCAAAGGACUCGCCAUAAAAAAAAGAAGCCAAAUGAUUUGGCACAACAAAGAAUUAAUGCUGUUUUAGAGAGCCACGAAGCUAUAGAGAACUACACAUAUGACAUUGAUAAUGAACUGUGGUGUGAGAUCUCACUGAAGCUUCCUCUGAUAAAGGAGUACUUUGAUCUUCCUUCACUUGUGACAUCUCUGGCCAAUAACACUGUUAUCCAUGAGACAAAGGGGAUUACUCGGUGUCUCCUCAAUGAAACCAGCAAUAGAAAUGGAGAGGUGGUGCUCACUUUACAGACUGAAGGAAUAAAUCUCCCAGAGCUUUUCCGCUACGCUGAUAUUAUAGACGUGAACAAGCUUUAUAGUAAUGACAUUCAUGCAAUGGCCAGCACCUAUGGCAUUGAAGCUGCCUUGAAAGUCCUUGAGAAAGAGAUUAAAGAUGUCUUUGCUGCUUAUGGAAUUGUUGUAGAUCCUCGACAUCUCUCUCUGGUGUCUGACUACAUGUGUUUCGAAGGUAUUUACAAACCACUGAAUCGGCAUGGAAUACAGUCCAGUUCAUCCCCCUUGCAACAAAUGACAUUUGAGACAAGCUACAAGUUUCUAAAGGAAGCAACCAUGCUGGGCUCACAUGAUGAACUUCAAUCUCCUUCCGCCUGCCUGGUUGUCGGGAAAGUUGUCAAGGGAGGAACUGGCUUGUUUGAACUCAAACAACCCCUUAAAUAAUUUGUUCCUGAGACUUUUAAAGUUGGUUUAUUUUGAGAAAUAAACAUGCUGCUUUUUGAUUUUUGUUUUCUAAUCUUUGAAUGUAAAUACUUCUUGAAUAUAUUAAUCACCCGUGCCUUGGGAUCUUCAGGGAAUUAUUUAAAUAAUAAAUAUCUUGUGUUA
Molecule: messenger RNA, 5127 nt
Organism: Anolis sagrei ordinatus
Lineage: Eukaryota; Metazoa; Chordata; Lepidosauria; Squamata; Anolidae
Source: RefSeq, a predicted model, not a curated record